This is a messenger RNA of Chlorella variabilis, 657 nucleotides long. RefSeq lists its product as hypothetical. Gene Ontology annotation, biological process: protein phosphorylation. The annotation marks the transcript as partial. The record is from RefSeq and is a predicted model, not a curated record. Gene Ontology annotation, molecular function: ATP binding; protein kinase activity. The transcript has 3 exons. NCBI's taxonomy places the organism in Eukaryota, Viridiplantae, Chlorophyta, Trebouxiophyceae, Chlorellales, Chlorellaceae.
GACCCGCAGGCAGCGCUGUACUUCCUUGAGGAGGCCUCUACGUUGCGUCUGCUGCGCCACAAGCACGUGGUCGGUUUUGCGGGCGUGUGCGUGGAAGUCAGCAGCGGCAUCAUUCUCAUGGAGCAUGCCAGGCUGGCUGAACCAAAACCAAACUCUGCCGCUCACCCAUUGGCGCCUCUCCCUCUCUUGCCGUGGUGCAGGGGUUGGCGCGUGGCGCUGGAUGUUGCCCUUGCCCUCAAUUAUCUCCACGCGUCUUCUUACACUCACUUUGAUGUCAAGGCGUCCAAUGUGCUGCUGUCGCGCGAUGUCACCGCUAAGCUGGCAGAUGUCGGCUUUGCACGGGGGUUGAAGGGCGUGUGGAGCGAGUCACGCGCUGCCCACAGCGUUCCCCGGCUUGCCCUUAUGCCUGCGCAGAUGGCGCCCGAGCUGCUGACGGGGCGCAAGUGCAACUCCAGCGUCGACAUUUACUCGUUGGGCGUGCUGCUUUGGGAGCUGUGCACCGGCGAGUACCCCAGCCGCGGGUCCAUGCGCGAGCCGCGCGUCCCCCAGGAGUGCCCGCAGCAGGUGGCAGACCUGAUACAGGAAUGCCUGCAGGAGGAGGCGGCUGCACGCCCCACUGUGCGCCAGGUGGUGGAGCGCCUCACACAGCUGCAGUGA